AUCAGCUUUGAAAUUUAAAAACAAUGGAGAAGACUCAAGAAACGGUCCAACGAAUUCUUCUAGAACCUUACAAGUACUUACUUCAGUUACCAGAGUGCACACUUGGGCUUCCCUGGUGCUCAGUGGUAAAGAAUCCACUUGCCAGUGCAGGAGAUGUGGGCUCGAUCCCUGAUCUGGGAAGAUAACUGACUGCCGCAGAGCAACUAAGCCCAUGUGCCAGAACUGUUGAGCCUGUGCUCCGGAGCACUGUAACUGCAGCUCCUGAAGCCCUCGUGGCCGAGAGCCCAUGCUCAGCAAUAGGAGAGGUCAACGCAGUGAGACGCCAGCACACCGCAACUAGAGGGUAGCCCCCACUCACCACAACUGGAGAACAGCUCACGCAGCAACAAAGACCCGGCACAGCCAAAAAGAAAUAAACAUUUUAAAAUGAAUAAAGCACACACUUUUCUUGAUGAGCAUACCUCAGUGGGAAUUAGGGCAUUUCUAUUCUUUAUGAGCCGGGGGAGGGUAAGUGUGGUUGUCCUAAGCCAGAAGAGUGGUAGCUCUACCUCCACCUUGGAAACCAUCGUGAUGAGUGAUAUUUCUACUCUAGCAGACCGUAAUGGAGACACACUUGCUAAUGUCAAUGCUUCAGAAGCAUGGGGGAGAGACAAGUGGAGAAAGCAAGGGAACAUUGCCAACUGUUCAAGAAAAAGCCAAGAGCCUGCUUUUGGGUGACAUUUAUUCAGCUGCCAGUAGCUUCACUUAUGUUAGGGUCUCGCUUUGAGAAAGUUCACACUGUUGCUCCUGAACUCUCCCCGCCUGUUGCUGGGCUUAUUUUGUUACAAGCUGGCAAACACUGGUUGGAACUGGGCUACCGUAAAAUAUGCCAGUUAUCAGUGAUGAUAAGAAUCUUAACUAGCAUCACCCAGUGUCUCCCACUCCACUACUGUACAAAGCAAGAACUGCCUGUAAUUACAUUUUAAUAAUAAUGUUUAUCUACCUAAUGAACUACUUCAGUAGCUUUGUUUUAAUCCUCAUUAUUCAGAAGAAAUGUUUUAGGCCUUUAGAUAACAUAUUUAAGACUCAUUAGCUAUCCUGUGAAAUGUGAACUUCCAACGACGUUCAAGCUGGUUUUAGAAAAGGCAGAGGAACCAGAGAUCAAAUUGCCAAUAUCAAUAUCGGCUAGAUCAUCGAAAAAGCAAGAGAGUUCCAGAAAAACAUCUAUUUCUGCUUUAUUGACUAUGCCAAAGCCUUUGACUAUGUGGAUCACAAUAACCUGUGGAAAAUUCUGAAAGAGAUGGGAAUACCAGACCACAUGACCCACCUCUUGAGAAACCUGUAUGCAGGUCAGGAAGCAACAGUUAGAACUGGACAUGGAACAACAGACUGGUUCCAAAUAGGAAAAGGAGUAAGUCAAGGCUGUAUAUUGUCACCCUGCUUAUUUAACUUAUAUGCAGAGUACAUCAUGAGAAACACUGGGCUGGAAGAAGCACAAACUGGAAUCAAGAUUGCUGGGAGAAGUAUCAAUAACCUCAGAUAUGCAGAUGACACCACCCUUAUGGCAGAAAGUGAAGAGGAACUAAAAAGCCUCUUGAUGAAGGUGAAAGAGGAGAGUGAAAAAGUUGGCUUAAAGCUCAACAUUCAGAAAACUAAUAUCAUGGCAUCUGGUCCCAUCACUUCAUGGCAAAUAGAUGGGGAAACAGUGGAAGCAGUGUCAGACUUUAUUUUUUGGGGCUCCAAAAUAACUGCAGAUGGUGAUUGCAGCUGUGAAAUUAAAAGACGCUUACUCCUUGGAAGGAAAGUUAUGACCAACCUAGACAGCAUAUUAAAAAGCAGAGACAUUACUUUGCCAACAAAGGUCCAUCUAGUCAAGGCUAUGGUUUUUCCAGUGGUCAUUUAUGGAUGUGAGAGCUGGACUGUGAAGAAAGCUGAGCACUGAAGAAUUGAUGCUUUUGAACUGUGGUGGUGGAGAAGACUCUUGAGAGUCCCUUGGACUGCAAGGAGAUCCAACCAGUCCAUCCUAAAGGCGAUCAGUCCUGGGUGUUCAUUGGAAGGACUGAUGCUGAAGCUGAAACUCCAAUACUUAGGCCAUCUCAUGCGAAGAGUUGACUCAUUGGAAAAGACCCUGAUGCUAGGAGGGAUUGGGGGCAGGAAGAGAACGGGACGAGAGAGGAUGAGAUGGCUGGAUGGCAUCACCGACUCGAUGGACAUGAGUUUGAGUAAACUCCGGGAGUUGGUGAUGGACAGGGAUGCCUGGUGUGCUGUGAUUCAUGGGGUUGCAAAGAGUCGGAUAUGACUGAGCGACUGAGCUGAACUGAGCUAUCCUGUCUUUUUUUUUUAAUCAAAUACACUCUUGCAUUCAUGGUAGAAUAUAAUCUCAAAAGAUUUUCCUAAAGAAACAGGAAACUGUGUUAUGCAUAAAGUAUUUUUCACAGAGAGCUUCAGAGUUACUAAAGUGACUUAAAGGUAAACAAGUAAGAACCAAACUGUCACAGGCGUUUAAUCAUUGGCUAAAAGUUCCAGAAGACAAGCUACAGAUCAUCAUUGAAGUGACAGAAAUGUUGCAUAAUGCCAGUUUACUCAUCGAUGAUAUUGAAGACAACUCAAAACUCCGACGUGGCUUUCCAGUGGCACACAGUAUCUAUGGAAUUCCAUCUGUCAUCAAUUCUGCCAAUUAUGUAUAUUUUCUUGGCCUAGAGAAAGUCUUAACCCUCGAUCACCCGGAUGCAGUAAAGCUCUUUACCCGCCAGCUUUUAGAACUCCAUCAGGGACAAGGCCUAGAUAUCUACUGGAGGGAUAAUUACACUUGUCCCACUGAAGAAGAAUAUAAAGCAAUGGUGCUGCAAAAGACAGGUGGACUAUUUGGAUUAGCAGUAGGUCUCAUGCAGUUGUUCUCUGAUUACAAAGAAGAUUUAAAACCACUACUUGAUACACUUGGGCUCUUUUUCCAAAUCAGGGAUGAUUACGCUAAUCUACACUCCAAAGAAUACAGUGAAAACAAAAGCUUUUGUGAAGAUCUAACAGAGGGAAAGUUCUCAUUCCCUACUAUUCAUGCUAUCUGGUCGAGGCCGGAAAGCACCCAGGUGCAGAAUAUCUUGCGCCAGAGAACCGAAAACAUAGAUAUUAAAAAAUACUGUGUACAUUACCUUGAGAAUGUAGGUUCCUUUGAAUACACUCGGAAUACUCUUAAAGAGCUUGAAUCUAAAGCCUAUAAACAAAUUGAUGCUCGUGGUGGGAACCCUGAGCUAGUAGCUCUAAUAAAACACUUGAGUAAAAUGUUCAAAGAAGAGAAUGAAUAAUGUUAAGCCAUUCUCGACUAGGCCUGAUACUUAGUUGACUUUUUUUGUCUUUUAGCCUAUUACCUUUUAAAAAAAUUGGACCAAGCUGUUAGUCUCCAGAAAUUGAGUGAUGAUGACUAUGUGAGUAAAGUUGUUUCAAUUUAGAAUCCCUAUGUACAGAUAAUCAUCAUAGUACAAAGUUGUAGGAAUCAAAAGGAGCCACAUUUAAAUAAGUCUAAUUUGAAUGUCAGAAUGUGCUGUGUUGGGACCUUGUGGCCAACUCUGCCUCACAUGUUGUGUAGAUUCUGUCAAUAAAAGAAGACUUCAGCUUCCAGGAA
Molecule: messenger RNA, 3598 nt
Organism: Dama dama (fallow deer)
Lineage: Eukaryota; Metazoa; Chordata; Mammalia; Artiodactyla; Cervidae
Gene: GGPS1
Product: geranylgeranyl diphosphate synthase 1
Exons: 4
Coding region: 2541-3281 (246 amino acids)
Biological process (GO): isoprenoid biosynthetic process
Molecular function (GO): prenyltransferase activity
Source: RefSeq, a predicted model, not a curated record